Messenger RNA from Mesocricetus auratus (golden hamster), 2400 nucleotides. RefSeq names its product vomeronasal type-1 receptor 4-like. The transcript has a single exon. NCBI's taxonomy places the organism in Eukaryota, Metazoa, Chordata, Mammalia, Rodentia, Cricetidae. The record is from RefSeq and is a predicted model, not a curated record. The coding region runs from base 1005 to 1952 and encodes 315 amino acids. Gene Ontology annotation, biological process: G protein-coupled receptor signaling pathway. Gene Ontology annotation, cellular component: membrane. Gene Ontology annotation, molecular function: pheromone receptor activity.
GCACUACAGCCCAGCAAAUUUCUGUUUCCUCUGGGUUCAAAUGACAGUCUGGCAUUUUAACUCAGACCUCUUUUUCCUUGCAGGAGAAAAUACUAAUAACAUGGUUAGUGGAGGGGAUUUUCAGGACUGUCCUGAGUCACAAAAAAAAAAAAAAAAAAAAAAGACAAGUUAGGGCAUUUAAGGGCAGAUACAGAGCAGAGGGAAAAGAUGAGUGAAAACCACACAAAGCUGACAGAAACAUAUGUGUAUCCAAAACACUGACGUCCAAGUACACACAUGACCAUCUACAUGUUAGAAACAAACGUUGUUAUAAGCAUGAUUACACCGAUACCUGGGUUAAAGAAAAACUAUCAGCCGAUGAAUAAAAAUUUAUGGGGACUGGAGAGAUAGUUCACAUGAUAAAGACCUUUGGCUGCUCUUACAGAGUUCCAGGGUUCGAUUCCCAAGCAUGGAUAUAGUGCAUAGACAUGCAGGCAACACAUCCAUACACAUAAGUAACUUUUAUUAAAGGCCUUAUAACAUGCAAAUCUGGCUUUCACACAGAACAGUAUAUCCUUCUGCCUGACAUGAAUUCAGGGUGUUUGGGUGCAUUUGACCUGCUUUCCAACACUUUAUUCUACUCUCUAAGAUGGUCAAGAGUCCCUGGAAUGCAGUUGCUAAGAUGUCGUCUCUGAACCUAACACUGAAAGGAGUUGGAUAUUUCUUCAGGCGGUGAAGGCACACACCUGUAAUCCCAGCACUUAGGAGGCAGAGGUAGGUGGGUCUCUGUGCAUUCGAGACCUGCCUGGUCUACAGAGCAAGCUCCGGAAAAGCCAGUGAAUCAUAAAGAAACCCUGUCCAAAGGACAAAAUAGAAAAGACAGGAAUUAGACAUUCCGUCACUUAUCAGUUCUGCUCCUGAGCUGUCAAUCAUUGUAUUUUUCCACAAACGUCAUUUCAAAAAUAGUUUUAAAAUACAGUCCUAUUAUCUGUCACUCUCGACCUAAAAACCUGACAUACAUUAUCAUGCUUCCAAGUAAUACCAUCUUGGGGAUCUUUCUCAUGUCUCAGUUAUGUGUUGGUGUCACAGGGAACUCAUUACUGUUCAUUUUGUACAUGUACACUUUCUUCUUUAAGCCUCAUUUUAAGAAGUUGAUCGAUUCGAUUUCCAUGCACCUGACAAUAGUUAAUAUGCUGAUGAUCAUAUUCACGUUGAUACCACAUAUCAUGUCAUCAUUUGGAGUACCCAAAUUUCUGGAUGACACUGGCUGUAGAGCAGUUUUAUUUGUAUUCAGAGUAUCCCGGGGUCAGUCCAUCAGUACCACCUCUAUUCUAAGCACAUUUCAAGUCAUCACCAUCACUCCCAGUAAUUCUAAGUGGGCAUGGCUUAAGCCUAAACUCUCUAAGUUGACUUUUUCUUCCUUACUCUGCUCCUGGAUCAUUAACCUGCUCAUCUAUUCAUAUAUGGUUCAAAUGGUAAUAGCCAAAACCAAUUCUACUCAUGUUGGCAAUGGAUAUUUGGAUCCUUACUGUCAAAACAAACACUUUGGGAACCAAAAUUCAGGGUCAUUUUUGAGUAUCAUAUUCAUUUAUGACCUCUUUUAUGUGGCCAUCAUGAUAUGGACCAGCCUGUACAUGGUGACUCUCCUCUACAGACACCGCAAGAGAGCCCAGCAUCUCCACAGCACAAACCUCUCCUGCCAGCCAUCUCCUGAACGCAGAGCCACUCACAGCAUCUUGUUACUGGUGAGCUGUUUUGUGUCCAUUUAUUGGUUGAACAAUGUCAUCACCCUUUUUGGUUUUUACACACAAGCAAAAAUUCCAAACUUGGAGGGAAUUAAUGCAAUUUUGGCAACAUGCUACCCAACCAUCUGCCCUUUUUUACUAAUAAAGAAUAAUAAACUUGUUUUGCUAUUCACUUCUUCCUUUUCUAUAACAAGGAUGACCUGCUUUCAAAGUGCACUCCAUGGCUGAGCUGAAACCCACACUUUCUCAUCAUUGGAAGACUGUCUUAAUGAUUUCCAUGGGAUAAAGAAUUUGAAUGUGGAACUUGAGUAACUGAUAUGGCCUUAGUUAUAAUUCCAGCAUUCUGUACUCUAUUAAAAAUCAGGUAGUUAGCUCCUGGCCUGGGGAUGCAAGCAGGUCAACUUGUCCCCUGUUGCACCCUCUCCCUGUGGGGAUCUGCUGACCAGCUUGUGACUAGGAGCUUCUAGCAAAACACCUCUUGUCCCCUCCUUCCAGUUAAGCCUGAAUGCAAGUUCCUGCUUUCUGUCCAUCCUUAUUGUCUAAAUGCUAAUUCCUGUUAUCGGCCCAUCCUUUGCCAGAGGGCCUUGGGAACCUGAGCUCCUGACCUUGGUAGUUUUUCACUGUGCCUGCUACUGAUAUUUAAUGUUCCACUCUUGUUACAAUAAAUGUCAUUCUC